Messenger RNA from Notodromas monacha, 1201 nucleotides. The record is from the annotation of a GenBank genome assembly. Lineage: Eukaryota; Metazoa; Arthropoda; Ostracoda; Podocopida; Cyprididae.
UCGUGUCCUCCAAGAGUGACAGGAUUGUGGAGUAGUUUUCUUGCGCGUGGGCGGUAUGCGUGUGAUGCAGGACAGAAGUGUGACGGUGCAGGUGAAGGCGUUCUCGUGCGUGAACACGCCGUCGGCACCGGCCACUGGGGACGGGAAGCGGAGCAGAAGCGAAGAGGAGUUGUUUGUGCUUCCAGCUAGCAGCGUGUGUCGGGAACCCAAGGCAAUGCACGUGUCGGGCUUUGCGGGGGUCGUGCGUUCCGUGUCUCCCGGAGUGACCGGGGUGCUGCCGGGCCAGCGGGUUUUCGGUAUGAUUCCGUUCGACGGCGCCCAGCUUCUGGACUCGCCCGCUGAGAUAACCUUGAGCGAAUCGGAAGUGGCUCCGUUACUGGCCCAGGUUAGUUUUGAUACGGCAGCCAGCGUUGUUCGGAAUGCCGUGAAGGCGUAUACAGCGUUGAGUCAUCUGGGACGGCUCUCGCGGGAUGACACUGUGAUGAUAACUGGUGGGCUGACGCCGUUCGCCAUCACGUGUGCCCAAUUGGCCAAACAAUGGGGUGCUAGGGUUCUGCUGAUGACUCACGAAGGUUCGGGUUCACGAGCUGAGAAAGAGUUGCUUGAGAAGGACGGCGUCCGGGAUUGUUUCGACUGCUUGCUGGAUCUGAGUGCUGGCAUGAAUCUGCUGAACCAGGUGAAGAAGGAGACGGGCGGACAAGGCUUGCAGUUGAUCGUCGACGACUGGAAAGCUGCCUGGAGCCCGUCCUUCCACGACCUGGUUUGCGUGAGCGGCGUCGGUUGUAGGAUCGUCACUACGCGCUUCAACCUUCAGAUCCCUGAGUCCGUGUCACGACAGCUCUUUCUCAAGUGUGCCUCCGUCUCGUACCUCUUCGAGCACGUGUGGACCCUGUCUGGACACGCGAGGGGCAAGUACCUCCACAUGCUCGCCGACAUCGACAGUAAACUCGAGCGGAAGAUCUUGAGUUCCAAUUCGCCGUUGACGAAUGGAAUUUCUCAGCCUUUCUAUUACGGUGCUGUAUUCGGCAACCAUGCCCUGAAACUUGUCGCCUUUGUGUGCCUGCAUGUGGGUGUGUCGAGUUAUGAAAGCGAGGAAUGCUGCACGGAGAUAUUCAACCGUGCCUGCACGCGAGACCCGAGAAAAUCGGGGCCUGUCGAAUGUGCUGGGGAGGACGGGGAAAGCGGUCAAAGUCGCCCGUGA